Messenger RNA from Kwoniella mangroviensis CBS 8507, 1479 nucleotides. RefSeq lists its product as uncharacterized. Gene Ontology annotation, cellular component: nucleus; delta DNA polymerase complex. Bases 1 to 1479 code for a protein of 492 amino acids. NCBI's taxonomy places the organism in Eukaryota, Fungi, Basidiomycota, Tremellomycetes, Tremellales, Cryptococcaceae. The transcript has 7 exons. The record is from RefSeq and is a predicted model, not a curated record. Gene Ontology annotation, biological process: DNA synthesis involved in UV-damage excision repair; DNA replication; DNA strand elongation involved in DNA replication. Gene Ontology annotation, molecular function: DNA-directed DNA polymerase activity.
AUGGUCUCGGAAGAUCAGCAGAAGGUUGCUACUCGUAAGCUGACUCAAUGGAUAGAAAACGAUAAUAGGAUUGUCACAUAUAGAGAUAUAAGUAGAGAAGUGGGAUGUCAUGUGAAUACAGCCAAGAAUUUGUUGUUAUCCCAUUACAACUCCAACCCUUCUCUCUCGCCGACCUACCUUCUUACCGGUCCGUUAUUAUCCACAUCGACCAUCAAUCAGACUCAAUUGCACUCCCUCACACAGAUCCAUGGAAGCUCCACACAGAGAGUGAGGAUAGUAGAUAUGGACGAGAUGUCAGAAGGAGAUCGUAAUUCAGAGGACGAAGAUGAUGAUGAUGAGAAAGAGGUGGGGAAUGAUAAUGGAGCGGAAGAUGGGUUAGUGGGUGAUUUGAAGUUGCCAGUACCUGGGACAGUCAAGGAUGAUGAGGAGAUGGGAGCGCUGGAGGGGGAAGAGGUAAAGAGGUGGGGGUUGGUGUUGGUUGGGAAAGAUGGGUUGGAAGAAAAGAAGAAAUUGUUCGAGCAAGAUACUUUGAACGUGCACAUCCAUUCACUUGCACCUGCACCUAUCAACGACCCAGCACAGUAUCUAAUACCCAACCUCACACUCCGAGAACAUAAGAACUACCACAACCCCCAGAUAUACGGCACCAUCUCUGGAGAGGCAUUCAGACCUACUAUACCAGCUGUGGUUGAGAAGAAAGCUAUGAAAGAUGGUGGGAUCGAUUGGAGCUCUAAAAAGAUUGUGGGAGGAGGUAAGAAGGAGGAGGUGAAGAAGAAGGAGGAGCCACAGAAAGAGGAAACGAGAAUGGUCGAUACCAAGAAACCCUCAUCAUCCACUGCUACCAAGGUCACGUCAAAACCUGCUUCUACUAGACCCACUCCUGCUCCCGCGUCCACACAAGGUAGUAUAUCCGGAAAGAAAAAACGAGUGAUUAAUUCCGAUACAGAGGAAGAUGAACCCGCUCGUCCCCCCAAGACGGCUACCCCUGCUGCUGGCGGAAGCAAAAAGGUGGACCCUACCUCAUCGAUGAUCCGAGCGGACGACCAAAGAGCGAUGGAAGCUAUGAUGUCGAUGGAUAUGGAUAUAGAUAUGGAGUUGUCCGAUAAUGAGGUGGAAGUCAAGAAAGAACCUGACACGGUCAUCACCACGGAAAGUAGGAAGGUUAGGAAGAAGAGAAGGGUCAAGAAGAGUAAGACGGUAGAAGACAAGAAAGGUAGAAUGGUUACCAAAGACUACUCGACGGACGAGUCCUACACUGCUUCUGAGACUGACGAACCAGCACCUUCUACAAAAGCGAAAUCUAGACCUGCACCUACAACAAAGCCUCAGAUCAUCAAGCGAGAAUCAACCUCGUCGAUUGGUAGCGGUACGACUAAAACCCCCGCUAGUUCUGGAUCGCACCCGCCUGUUAAGAAAGCAACGGGCGGAGGGACGGCGAAAGGUCAAAGUACGUUGAAAGGCUUUUUCACCAAGAAGUAG